AUGGGAGAAAUGCACCUUCAAAGACCUCCCUCCUCAUUCUCCACCAAUCCGUCGUCUUCUGGACCGAAGCCUGACGUGGCAUGGACAUCGUUUCUUAUGGUUUAUGCGUGAGUUCUCUCAAAAGAUUCCUCCGGAAUUCCAUAAUUUUCAGCAUUCCGUUCGUUCUUGUUCUCACCGUUGCGUGCAUCAUAAAAUGGCGGCCGCUCAGAGAAUUUCCAAACAUCAGAAGCUUUCUGAGUUGGUACUGUUCCUGCUCCCCGAAAAAAGCGAUUCAAGAGCUGGAGCAGCCGGACCGCACCCACAUGAUUAUGUCCAUUGAUGCCCAGGUAUCCCCCUCCUCUCCUUCUUCUCGAGUAUUUCUCCGUUUCAGAGCCUCGCUUCCAUGUCCUCCGUCAUCGAUUCUCCACUUCUUGUCCGUCAGCACGACGACGACGGACGUCGAUUCGAAUCCACUGCCAUCCCUUAG
Molecule: messenger RNA, 466 nt
Organism: Caenorhabditis sp. 36 PRJEB53466
Lineage: Eukaryota; Metazoa; Nematoda; Chromadorea; Rhabditida; Rhabditidae
Source: the annotation of a GenBank genome assembly